Hibiscus syriacus is the source of this 2140-nucleotide messenger RNA. RefSeq names its product transcription factor VOZ1-like. The record is from RefSeq and is a predicted model, not a curated record. The transcript has 5 exons. Gene Ontology annotation, biological process: positive regulation of long-day photoperiodism, flowering; regulation of DNA-templated transcription. Bases 271 to 1728 code for a protein of 485 amino acids. Lineage: Eukaryota; Viridiplantae; Streptophyta; Magnoliopsida; Malvales; Malvaceae.
GUUUUUUGUUUCAUCGAAUAAAUUACUUUUCUAUCUUUCUUUUUGUCAUUUCCCUUCGCUUACUUUCUCUAUUGCUCUUAAUCUACUUUGCCUCGGCGCUUGCUGCAUUCAAAGUGAGGAACUUCGGUGUCUUUGAUCACUCUCUGGUUAGCUUUCUUAGAUAAACUAUUUACAUCUCUUUUGAUUCUACUAUUUACCUUUCACAUGGUGCUGCCUAAGUAAUCUCAGUUUUAAGGGUCUUGGUGUGAGUUGUUGAGGGUUGUUUAUUUAAUGGGGAAAGGUUCAAAAAUCAACUGCAAGUCUGCAUCCCACAAACUCUUCAAGGACAGGGCAAAAAACCGGGUGGAUGACCUGCAGGGGAUAUUCUUGGAUCUGCAAUUUGCCAGGAAGGACAGCCGCAGCAUAGAUGUCGUAGUCCUUGAGGAGCAAGUCCAUCAGAUGCUCCGUGAAUGGAAAGCUGAGCUCAACGAACCUUCUCCGGCAUCUUCAUUGCAACAGGGAGGGAGUCCUGGUUCAUUUUCAUCGGACAUUUGUCGGCUGCUUCAGCUUUGUGAGGAGGAAGAUGAUGCAACCAGUGUACUAGCUGCUCCAAAGCCUGAGCCUAAUGAUCAAAACCUGCAAGUAGGAGAUACUGCUGCUUUCCAAGAGGGUUAUGGAGUUAAUCAGGGGCAGCAUCAGCGUGGCUUUCCAUUAAUUGAUCAUUGCAAAAAUUCGCCUUCAGGAGUCCAUGCCAUGCCAAUUAACAACUUGGAAGGGGCUACUCAAUUGGAAUACCAUCAGAUUGAUUUACAUCGGGAUUUUGAACACUUCUACACAGGUUACAAUGGUACAGGUUUCGUUGGGGAGGAUGCCAUGCUUCAUACUCCUAGCUAUCUGCCAAGUGUAUGCCUGCCAGUGCCACCAUCUGCAUUCUUAGGUCCAAAGUGUGCACUUUGGGAUUGUCCAAGGCCUGCUCAAGGGUUGGACUGGUGUCAAGACUACUGUAGUAGCUUUCAUGCUAGUUUAGCAAUGAAUGAAGGGCCGCCUGGAGUGGGACCGAUUCUGCGACCUGGUGGCAUAGGCCUCAAGGAUGGACUGCUCUUUGCUGCUCUCAGUGCUAAGGCACAAGGAAAAGAUGUGGGUAUACCAGAAUGUGAGGGAGCUGCAACUGCAAAGUCUCCAUGGAAUGCUCCUGAGCUCUUUGAUCUUUCAGUUCUUGAGGGUGAAUCAAUGAGGGAGUGGCUCUUUUUUGAUAAGCCUCGAAGAGCAUUUGAAAGUGGGAACAGAAAGCAGAGGUCUUUGCCGGAUUACAGUGGGCGUGGCUGGCAUGAGUCAAGGAAGCAAGUUAUGAAUGAAUUUGGAGGACUAAAGAGAUCAUACUACAUGGAUCCACAACCAUUACACCAUUUUGAGUUGCACCUCUAUGAAUAUGAAAUCAACAAAUGUGAUGUUUGUGCCUUGUAUAGGUUGGAAUUGAAGCUCAUUGAUGGCAAGAAAAAUGCGAAGGGGAAAUCAGCAAACGAUACAGUCGCUGAUCUGCAGAAGCAGAUGGGAAGGCUCACUGCAGAGUUCCCUACUGACAACAAACGCUAUGUAAGAGGAAGGGCUAAAACUAAUGCAAAGGUCUGUGUCGGAAAUCAUUAUUCUACUCAAAACGUGGUGGCACCAUCAAGUGAGAAGUUUGAUUGCGGACAUGGAUUACAGUACGACUAUCUUGUUGACAAUUUAAGUGGUUAUUAUCUAACAUAGUCAAAGAAAGUGGAUAAAAAAGCUGAAAUAGCUACACCCAUUCAUCUAGUUUUAUUAUAUAUAUCUGCUAAAGCUUUUAUCGAAGAAGUGGUGGGUGGAUUCUUCAUUUUCACUAGUCCAUUCUGAAGUUGUUAAUUACUCGAAAACCAGGUCAAGCUCUUAUUUUUUGUGGCCAUAAAUUUGUACAGCACAUUUGCUCAUUGAAGUGCUCGUAUUAUUGGGUUGAUGCCUCGAUCUAACUUCUGGACAAGCAAGAGAAUUGGCUGUUUUUCUUCAGACCAUUUGAAAACCUUUAAGCAAAUUAUAUUUCUAGGGUUGUACCGAAGUCUUUCAGCUGCUCAUGAAAGAUGACCUCAGUCUGUAACUGAGUCUAUGUGAAUGGAAUACAUUCAUCGAGUCUUUAUAACUUGGU